AUGGCUCCAGCACUCUCAACAAUUCUAUCCGACUCGAGGGAUAUAAAAAAUUUCGUUGUAGAUGAAGGUCAUGGAGUUAAGGGUCUUUCUGAUAUAGGUCUUCAAACAUUACCUAAGCAAUAUAUUCAACCUGCUCAAGAACAGAUCUCUACCAGCACUAUACUAACUGAGGAGUCCAUUCCUGUCAUUGACAUGUCGAAUUCGAAUGAACAAAUGGUAGCAGACAUGAUAUGCAAUGCAGCAGAGAAAUGGGGCUUCUUCCAGAUUGUCAAUCAUGGGAUACCAAUGCAAGUACUGGAGAGUGUGAAGAAUGCAACUCAUAAGUUCUAUGGAUUACCAGCUGAGGAGAAAAAGAUGUAUUCGAAAGAGGAAUCGCCUACAAACAAUGUACGCUACGGGACAAGCUUUUCUCCUCAAGCAGAGAAGGCUCUGGAGUGGAAAGAUUGGCUUAGCCUCUUCUAUGUUUCUGAUGAAGAGGCUGCUGCAUUUUGGCCUUCCAUUUGCAGGGAUGAGGCACUGGAAUACAGGAAGAAGUCAGAACGUGUAAUCAAGAAACUGUUGGAGAUUUUAAUGAAAAGAUUAAACAUAACCUGUAUUGAUGAAACCAAGGAAUCUCUUCUAAUGGGUUCAACGAGGAUUAACCUUAACUACUAUCCCAAAUGUCCAAAUCCCGAUCUCACAAUUGGUGUAGGGCGCCACUCAGAUGUUUCAACACUGACCAUUCUCCUACAAGAUGAAAUUGGAGGGCUUUACGUGAGAAAACUAGACACUGAUUUUUGGAUCCAUGUCCCACCAAUCAAUGGAUCUCUCGUGAUCAACAUUGGUGAUGCACUUCAAAUUCUGAGCAAUGGUCGAUACAAGAGCAUUGAGCACCGCGUGAUUGCUAAUGGGAACAAUAACAGGGUUUCAGUGCCUAUCUUUGUGAACCCUAAACCUAGUGAUGUAAUUGGCCCUCUGGCAGAAGUUUUGCAGAAUGGGGAAAAACCAAUAUACAAACAGCUUCUGUACUCGGAGUAUGUCAAACACUUUUUCAAGAAACCCCAUGAUGGCAAGGAAACUGUUGAUUUUGCAAAAGUGCAGUAA
Messenger RNA from Fraxinus pennsylvanica, 1083 nucleotides. Lineage: Eukaryota; Viridiplantae; Streptophyta; Magnoliopsida; Lamiales; Oleaceae. The record is from the annotation of a GenBank genome assembly.